AUGUUCCUUACACGAUCAGAAUACGACCGCGGUGUCAACACCUUCUCCCCAGAAGGACGUUUGUUCCAAGUCGAGUAUGCCAUUGAGGCAAUCAAGCUCGGCUCUACAACAGUCGGCAUCCGCACCCCCUUCGGCGUAGUCCUCGGCGUCGAAAAGCGCGUCCAAUCCCCCCUGCUCGAAUCCUCUUCCAUCGAAAAGAUAAUGGAAAUCGACCGCCACCUCGGCUGCGCGAUGUCCGGCCUGACCGCGGACGCGCGCACGAUUGUCGACCACGCGCGCGUGACGGCGCAGAACCACGCGUUCACGUACGACGAGGCGAUUGGCGUCGAGAGCGCUACGCAGGCUGUGUGCGAUCUGGCAUUGAGGUUUGGAGAGUCGGUGCAUGAUGAGGACGCGAUGAUGAGUAGGCCGUUUGGUGUGGCGUUGCUUAUUGCGGGUGUGGAUGAGAGGGGGCCGCAAUUAUUCCACACAGAUCCGUCUGGUACAUUUAUCAAGUACGAGGCAAAGGCGAUCGGGUCGGGAUCUGAGGCGGCACAGAGCGAGUUGCAAGACAAGUGGCACAAACAAAUGACACUACUCGAAGCACAAGUCCUGACCUUGCGAGUACUGAAGCAGGUGAUGGAGGAGAAACUCGACCAUCAUAACGUCCAGCUCGCGCAGGUCACACCGGAGAAGGGCUUCCAGAUCUUGAACGAGGUCGAGUUGAAGGAGGUUAUCGAUGCUAUGUAG
Molecule: messenger RNA, 729 nt
Organism: Peniophora sp. CBMAI 1063
Lineage: Eukaryota; Fungi; Basidiomycota; Agaricomycetes; Russulales; Peniophoraceae
Source: the annotation of a GenBank genome assembly